ACCAUGGAGUUCAAAGGAGUGUGUGUGCUGCUGGGAGUACUACUACUGGUGAACUGUUCAUUUCAGCAGACUUCACCAAGGAAGCCAGUGAAAAAAGAUACAACUAAGGAUGCGGCCAUUGAGUCACUACAGAAACAGAUUAACGACAUCAUCCAGGAGCUGAACCUACUGAAGGAACAGCAAGCCCUGCAGACAGUCUGUUUGAAAGGCCUAAAGAUUCAUGGCAAGUGUCUCUUGGCUGACCCUGUGAGAAAAACCUAUCACACUGCCAGCGAAGACUGUAACGCCCUGGGCGGAGUCCUCGGUACGCCCACAUCCAGCGAUGAAAACGACCAGCUCAGAGACUACAUCCGCCAGAGCAUCGGCUCAGAUGAGCAGAUCUGGCUGGGCAUCAACGACAUGGUGACUGAGGGCACCUGGGUGGACCAGAUGGGCUCCAGCAUUACAUACAAAAACUGGGACACGUCCAACAACCGGUCCCCUCAGCCAGAUGGUGGAAUGUCCCAUAACUGCGCGGUCCUGUCCGGGGCCACCCGUGGGAAGUGGUUUGACGAGAGCUGUCGUGAGGAGAAGCCCUCCGUCUGCCAAUUCAACAUUGUUUGAUCGCCUUUAUCUCAUCAUAGACUGUGCAUGGUUAUAGUUGCUUUCACUGUCUACUCUUGCUGCAAUGCCACUCUGCCUGCUAUUCUAAAAGGAGUUUUAAGCCAGUGGUUCUCAGCUGGUUUUGCAUCAAGAUUACAUUCUGAUCUUGAAGUCACAGUCAAUAUGAAGUUGUUCGUUUUGACUAAAGUGAUCCGGUGACAUGUCAUUUGCAGCAUUCCUUCUGGUCACAAUAAAACCAGGGAGAAUGCAGUGCGGUCCAGAAUAAGCGGAAGAAAAUCCAUGAUUUCUACCUUCAUUUAAUGUAUUUUUGUACAUUUUCUAUAAAAAAAUAAAAUACAAGUAAUUUAGAAACAUAUCUAUUGGAUGAUCAUAGUUCAAAAUACCAGUAUUCCUGCAACAAAAGCGGUGUGUAGGUGCCGGCACCUUUCACUAAUGUAAAAACUGGCUGUAACUUUCCAUUAUUUUCACACAUCCACACCUCUAUUACAGCAGAUCCAUGACUUACUGGUUGAGAACCACUUGUUUAAACUUAGGCAUCCCUUCAUAACUACUGUAUUUUAACGACAAGACUCUCAUGCAGUCAGAAUUAUAUGUGAUAUUGCAUUAAAAAUUACAAUACAUUCUUUCAAGAGAUUAUUUCAGUUUGCUGGUCUUGUAGUCUCCUAUAAUGUCUGGCCUGAUGUAACCUGUAAAAUGACCAUCAAUAAACUAUGAAAACCCAUUCCUCUAUGGUAAUUUCUUGAAGUAAAGGUUUUAGGCAAUACAGUUGUAUUAGAUGAGAAGAUUGACUUUCAGCAAGAAAGUAAAUGCGUG
Molecule: messenger RNA, 1416 nt
Organism: Micropterus dolomieu (smallmouth bass)
Lineage: Eukaryota; Metazoa; Chordata; Actinopteri; Centrarchiformes; Centrarchidae
Product: tetranectin-like
Exons: 3
Coding region: 4-603 (199 amino acids)
Source: RefSeq, a predicted model, not a curated record